AUGGACAAGAAUACAGGCUACCAGCAGAGCUAUUCAACAACUCGGGCAGCAGCAGCUUCUUCAAGACAGCUUCCCACAGAUAAUAAUGCUGAUACGAAUUUUUUGAAAGUGAUGUCGGAAUUUAAGUACAAUUUUAACAGUCCAUUGCCCACAACGACCCAAUUUCCUACACCGUAUUCUUCUAAUCAGUAUCAACAAACACAGGACCAUUUUGCCAAUACAGACACGCAUAACAGUUCGAGUAACGAAUCGUCAUUGGUCGAAAACAGUAUAUUACCGCAUCACCAGCAGGUACAGCAGCAGAAGAUACAGCAACAGCAACAUCUAGGGUCACUUGUACCUCCUGCGGUGACAAGAACGGACACAAGUGAGACUUUGGAGGAUAUUAAUGUUCAGCCUUCUUCCGUUUUACAGUUCGGCAACUCCCUACCUAGUGAGUUUCUGGUUGCAUCCCCAGAACAAUUUAAAGAAUUCUUGCUGGACUCUCCCUCUACUAAUUUCAAUUUCUUUCACAAAACCCCAGCAAAAACACCGCUUCGAUUUGUUACAGAUUCUAGCGCUGCCGAACAGAACACAGCAGAGAACUUUAAUCAACAACAAAAUGUUUUUAGUAAUGCGGAUUUGAACAAUCUUUUAAAAAGUAAUGGAAAGACGCCCUCGUCUUCAUCUACGGGCGCAUUUUCACGCACUCCUCUUAGUAAGAUUGACAUGAACUUGAUGUUCAACCAACCAUUGACGACGUCUCCAUCGAAGAGAUUAUCUUCUUUGUCGUUGACGCCGUAUGGUAGAAAAAUUUUGAAUGAUGUCGGUACACCUUAUGCAAAAGCAUUGAUAUCCUCUAACAGUGCGUUGGUGGAUUUUCAAAAAGCAAGAAAGGAUAUCACUACUAAUUCGACAUCUAUAGGAUUGGAAAACGCUAACAGCAUCUUGCAAAGAACACCCUUAAGAUCUAACAGCAAGAAAUUAUUCAUUAAAACACCUCAGGAUACCAUAAACGGUACUAGCACACUAACUAAGGACAACGAAAACAAACCCGACAUUUAUGGCUCUUCGCCUACCACAAUUCAAUUAAAUUCGUCAAUAACGAAAUCCAUCUCAAAAUUUGAUAACCCUAGGAUUCCUUUAUUAACUUCCAGAUCGGAUGCGAUUCUAGACUCCAAUGUAGAUGACCAGUUGUUUGAUUUAGGAUUAACAAGAUUACCUUUAUCACCAACACCUAAUUGUAACUCUUUACAUAAUACAACUGCAGGUGCUUCUGUUUUACAAAUUCCAGAACUGCCUAAAAUGGGGUCUUUUAGGAGCGAUACAGUUAUUAAUCCCACUUCAAAUCCAAAUACAGUUUCUUUCAAGAGCAAAACAGGUAAUAACAAUUCAAAGGGUAGGAUCAAGAAAAAUGGGAAAAGACCUCCUAAAUUUCAAAUUAUUGUGGCAAAUAUUGACCAAUUUAACCAGGAUUCAUCAUCAUCCUUGCCACCAUCGUCAAAUACAGAUUCGAGUGCAGGAAAUUUAAGUUCAAACGUAACAAAGAAAAGAGCAAGUAAACUCAAAAGAUCACAAUCUUUACUCUCGGAUUCAAGGUCGAAAACACAAGCAAAGAAAAACUGUAAUUCUAAACCUAAUAAUGGAAACCUAUUCAAUUCACAAUAA
Saccharomyces mikatae IFO 1815 is the source of this 1647-nucleotide messenger RNA. It is a transcript of the gene NDD1, whose product is annotated as Ndd1p. NCBI's taxonomy places the organism in Eukaryota, Fungi, Ascomycota, Saccharomycetes, Saccharomycetales, Saccharomycetaceae. The record is from RefSeq and is a predicted model, not a curated record. The coding region runs from base 1 to 1647 and encodes 548 amino acids. The transcript has a single exon.